AUGACCACCUUCAUUGAAUUUAUCAACAGUCAUUCCAAACACGUAAGGAACAUUGUGGCCGACAUGAUAACUCAACCGGGUUCAAGUCAGGUCGCUGGAUUCGUCGUCGACAUGUUGUGCACCGGGAUGACAGAUGUGGCAAACGAGUUUAAUGUUCCAACAUAUGUGUUCUUCCCUUCUAAUGCGGGUUUUCUUGGAUUUAAGUUAUACAUCCAGACGCUUUGUGAUGAUCAUAACGAAGACAUCGUUAAACUGAGCAACUCAGAUUCCACAAUUUCCAUUCCGAGUUUUAUGAAUCCAGUGCCAACAAAGGUUUUUCCAGGGGUCGUUCAAACCCCAGAAGGGCUCGACUUUAUCCUGAGGUCUGCUCGGAAACUAAGAGAAGCAAGAUCGAUCAUUGUUAACACAUUCAUGGAAUUGGAAACACACGCGAUUGAGUCAUUGUUGGAGGACAACACCAUUCCACCGGUGUAUCCUGUGGGCCCUAUACUCAACCUAGAAAGCAUUGCCGAAAAAGGGUCGGGUAAUGAUGACAUCAUCACCUGGUUGGAUUCUCAACCGCCUUCCUCGGUGGUGGUGUUGUGUUUUGGGAGCAUGGGAAGUUUUGAUGAGGUUCAAGUGAAGGAGAUAGCACAUGGUUUAGAGAGGAGUGGCCACCAUUUCGUGUGGUCUUUGCGUCAAACUUCGAUAGAUCAAAAAACAGGAGCGCCGAGUGAUUGUGAGGAUCCGAGAACGGUAUUGCCGGAAGGAUUUUUGGAACGGACUGCCGGGAUCGGAAAAGUGACUGGGUGGUUGCCGCAGGUGGCUUUGCUGGCUCAUUGUGCAGUCGGAGGGUUUGUGUCUCACUGUGGGUGGAACUCGUUGUUGGAGAGUUUGUGGUUUGGUGUACCAUCGGCGACAUGGCCAAUCUACGCUGAGCAACAGAUGAAUGCGUUUGAGAUGGUGGUGGAGCAUGGAUUGGCGGUGGAGAUCAAGUUGGAUUAUAAGAAGGAUUUUGUUAAUCAGGAAGUUGAUAAAGUUGUAGUCACGGCGAAGGAGAUUGAAUGUGGUGUAAGACGAGUGAUGGAGGAUAACAAGGUCAGAAGGAAGGUGAAAGAUAUGAUGGCGAAGAGUAGAGCAGCGGUGGUCGACGGUGGUGCUUCGUAUGAGUCUGUUGGAUCUCUUAUUUUGGACUUUAAAAGAAACAUCUCCUGA
This is a messenger RNA of Lactuca saligna, 1194 nucleotides long. Lineage: Eukaryota; Viridiplantae; Streptophyta; Magnoliopsida; Asterales; Asteraceae. The record is from the annotation of a GenBank genome assembly.